GCAGUGAACAGAUUUAGACAUUUUCCGCUUAUGUAAAGCGCAGGCGGACUGAACAGGCGUGUCCGCGCGUGCAUUCUGACGUUAGGGAGACUUCAGCUUAGCUACUGGUCUGACAAGUUCCUGGGACUUUCUGCUUUUUUUGCCACGAAUUUUAAUCUUCUAUAACGAUUUACCUCGAUCCAUAAUGCUGAAAUCCAUCAUGGGCCAUGCGUAUGAAAUGAAACACCGGCGUGUUGUUUAAUCAUGGACACAACGGAAUGCACGAGACUUUUACCCAAACCGAACCUGGACCCAAAACACCCUGAGACGUGGAAACGGCACAUCCUCAGGCAGCUGAAAUAUCGCGAUAAAGCUCAGAAGAUCGCCUUCCAGGAUGUGAUCCGAUCAUAUGUGAACCUGCGCGAGCGCUGCGAACAACGUGCAUUAAUCACCCAAAGCCUUAUCUCUCCUUCGAGACCGUUUUCUACAUCUGAGGAUUUGGCAUCUCUGAAGACAGCCACUGGAGAGCUUGCUUACAAAGUAGUGGAGCUGCAGCAAGAGAUUAAAAUCAAGGAUGCUUUUCUUGAAAAGCAACAUGCCAGUUUACUUGAAACACACAACAGCCUCAUGGCUGUGGAAUUAGAAAAAGGCAGACUGCAGUCUGAUGUGAAGAAGAUGACGGAUAGCAACUUACUCCUCAAGAGUAAGUAUGACACUCUUCAUGAGAGCUAUCAGCACUUGGAUGAAGUUUACAGGAAGGAAAAACUACAUGGCUCAGAUAUCCUGGAGGAGAUGAUUCAUUUGAAAGAACAGGCUGCUGCACGCAUGAACCAUCGCAAUGAGAGAAGACUGAGAGCCAGGCAAGGUCUUCAUAAGGAUCUUGAGAUGGCUUCCAGUAAGAGUUUGAACAUUGACACAGUACCCAAAAGUGUUUCAUUACCAUCAUCACCAUUACUACACAGGAAUGAAAGAGGGGAGCAUUUGGAAAGUAGUCAUUUGCGAGCUUUCAGGUCAGCUUCGGUUGCUUCUCCUCGGAUUCUUGGUUCAAUCAGAGGUCUAUUUGAUAAGAAGAGGCGAGGUAAUUCAGUUAGCAGUUUGGAAGAGGAUCUCUACACACCUCUAGGAGUUUGCUUAGUAGCUAGAGUCCCAACCAAAGUCAUUCAAUCAGUGGAUGCUCAUGAGCUUGGCAUCAAUGCAGUGAGAUUCAGCCCGAGGUCAAAUCUGCUGGCCACAGGAGGCACAGACAGAGUGAUCAAGCUGUGGGACAUCAGCUCAGGGAUGUUGCACUACAGAGGGACACUAGAUGGGAGUAAUGAGGGCAUCACCAGCAUUGAGUUUGACUUGACGGGCAGCCGAAUUGUAGCUGGAUCGUAUGACAACUCGGCUCUAAUUUGGCAGCUGGAUGAAUCUGUUCCAAAGUGUAUACUGACAGGUCAUUCUCGCAAAGUGACAGCAGCAAGGUUUAAAUAUAACCUAAGGCAGGUGUUGACUGGGAGUGGAGACAGGACUGUAAAAAUUUGGGACCUGCAACGUGCUGCCUGUAUACAAACCAUUGAGGUAUUGUCCUACUGCAGCGACAUAGUGUGCUCAGACUAUUACAUAAUCAGUGGCCAUUUUGACAGAAAAAUACGAUUCUGGGACAGCAGGGCAUCAAGCUGCACUCAGGAGGUUCCAUUACAGGGCAGGGUGACAUCACUUGACAUUUCACCCAACCACAGACAGUUACUAAGUUGCUCGAGAGAUGACAGCCUGCAGCUGGUGGAUCUGAGAAUGAGCAAUACCAGAAUGGCCUUCCGGGCAGAAGGUUUCAAAUGUGGAAGUGACAGCACCAAAGCUAUCUUCAGUCCAGAUGGAAGUUACCUGGCAGCUGGCUCUGCAGAUGGUGGUGUGUACAUCUGGAACAUUAGCACAGGCAACCUGGAAACACGACUACCACCCAUGCACAGAACUUCGGUUAAUGCAGUGGCUUGGUCAAUGUCGGGCGAGUAUAUGGUGAGUGUUGAUAAAUGCCGAUGUGCCAAUCUGUGGAGUGACAUCUGAAACUGGAUUAAAGUCUCUGUACUCUCUGCUGCUGAAUUACACACCAGCAUCAGUAGCAUCCACACAUCCAUGUUCAGCAUGUGAGGAUCAACAUGUUCUAUACACUAAAGCAGUCAUUAAAAGAGCUCCAGUGUUUCCAUUGCUCAUAGAACCAAACACCACAAGCAUGUUAAAUUUCUUUCGGUCUGGCAAUCAUAUUGUCUUAAAGAGCGAAAGCCUGUUGACAAAAAUACACAGAUAGCAAGAAAAUAGAUUAUGAUGGUUGGUAACAUACUGAGUCACUCUCAUAUUUUCAUCAGAAAUAUGAUCAGAUUGCUUAUAUAGAAAUUAUCUAAUUAUAUUUCACAGUGUAAAAAUAAAAAUAAAUUUUGUACAGUAUGUCUAUUUUGUAAUUUAUCAUUUAUUAUAGUGCAGUAUAUAAAUACAGGAAUUUUGUAUCUGUACCUGAUUUGUGCUGCAGUGCUUCUUCAAAUACAAUAAUGUGUCUCAUUUUUCUAAACUUAUUCAUUUACAUUCUCAUUUGUUAAAGAUAUCCAGUUGCAGUUUUUUACUGUGUAUAGGGAGUGUAUAGAUUUGUUUACAUUCUUAUUUUCAACCCACAUGUACUGACUGUCAUGGUUUAUGUACCGACUACUAGAUAAAUAAAAUUCUUUCCCUUUUUCUUACCAGCA
This is a messenger RNA of Tachysurus fulvidraco (yellow catfish), 2690 nucleotides long. It is a transcript of the gene atg16l2, whose product is annotated as protein Atg16l2. Gene Ontology annotation, biological process: negative stranded viral RNA replication; autophagosome assembly. Gene Ontology annotation, cellular component: autophagosome membrane. The transcript has 18 exons. NCBI's taxonomy places the organism in Eukaryota, Metazoa, Chordata, Actinopteri, Siluriformes, Bagridae. The record is from RefSeq and is a predicted model, not a curated record. Bases 244 to 2019 code for a protein of 591 amino acids. Gene Ontology annotation, molecular function: protein binding.